Messenger RNA from Arachis ipaensis, 2001 nucleotides. The record is from RefSeq and is a predicted model, not a curated record. NCBI's taxonomy places the organism in Eukaryota, Viridiplantae, Streptophyta, Magnoliopsida, Fabales, Fabaceae.
UUACCAGUCCCAACUACAUAGCAUAUUAACAGUGUCUUUCUUGUUUCUAUAAAUAAAUCGCUAAACAAAUUAAGCAGACGCCAUUUCUUAAUCUGUCUCAUUCAUUCCUUUUGCCUUCUUCUCCUCCUUUUCUGUCUUCUCUCUUACGGGUUUUCACUUUUGAUUAAAAAAAAAAAUUCUUGGUCCCUUUUCCUUACCUGGGUUACUGGGUAUAAUAACCAAAUAAUGGGAAUCGUAUAUUCCCCAAUGAUGGGAAGAGAACCUGUGUCCAGUGCUACUGCUACGCUCUGAUUUUUCUUAUUUCUUGUCUCUUUGCCAACCGUUGUGAAUUGGCAAUGCUUGAACCUAGGUCCCUGUCUUGAAGAACCAAGCUCAAGCUGAAGCUCAAAUCCUUGUAAGUUCCAGUAGCAAAGUAGCAGUGGAUACAGGAACUUCUUUUUCAUCACUAUCAAUUAAUCAAUAAAUAUAUCAGCCAAACCAAACUUCUGUGCUUGCUGUUUUGUUUGAGGUAUUCUCUUAUGAUGAGAGAAAACGUCACAAUCUACUAGGCUGGAAAGGGCUUAUAGGAGGGUAUUUAUUCACUUGGAGACUCAAAAUUUAUAGUCAUAUUCAUUCACACACACACACACCUCAUCAGCACCUAUGGAAGCACAAAGCCCUCGCCAUUCACAAGUCAUUGAAAUCAGUGGAGAUCUUCCUGACUUAGGAAGGAGGAACGGAGGAGUAAGUAGAAAAAUUUGUGGGGAAGCAGCAUGUGGGUUCUCUAAGGAUUCCGAAGAGAGAUCAGCUUCGAUGCGAAAGCUUUUAAUAGCAGUGGUGCUUUGUGUUAUUUUCAUGAGCGUUGAAGUAGUUGGAGGGAUCAAAGCAAAUAGUCUGGCAAUAUUAACUGAUGCAGCACAUUUGCUUUCAGAUGUUGCAGCAUUCGCAAUCUCUUUGUUUUCUUUAUGGGCUGCUGGAUGGGAAUCCAAUCCUCGCCAAUCAUACGGGUUUUUCAGGAUAGAGAUUCUCGGUGCUCUGCUUUCUAUCCAGUUGAUAUGGUUGCUUGCUGGGAUUCUAGUGUAUGAAGCCAUUCAGAGAAUUAUUUCAGGGACUCGUGAGGUCAAUGGCUUCUUAAUGUUCCUUGUUGCUGCAUUUGGUUUAGUUGUUAACAUCAUUAUGGCUUUCUUAUUGGGUCAUGAUCACGGCCAUAGCCACAACCAUGCACAUGGUAGUGAUCAUGAUCAUCAUGGCACAAAACACACAAAAAAGGAUUCUACACCGCUUCUUGGGGAAUCCAAAAAUGUGAAUGUGCAGGGGGCUUAUCUGCAUGUACUUGGAGAUUCUAUCCAGAGUGUGGGGGUAAUGAUUGGUGGAGCAAUCAUAUGGUGGAAGCCGGAGUGGCAAAUAGUUGACUUAAUUUGCACUCUAGUAUUUUCGGUAAUUGUUUUGGGGACAACUAUAAACAUGCUGAGGAACAUUCUGGAAGUUCUGAUGGAGAGCACGCCGCGUGAAAUAGACGCGGCGGAGGUCCAAAGGGGGCUGCUGGAGAUGGAAGAAGUGUUGGCUGUUCAUGAGUUGCAUAUUUGGGCCAUCACUGUUGGGAAGGUUUUGCUGGCUUGCCAUGUUAUAGUUAGGCCAGAAGUGAAUGCAGACAUAGUGCUGGACAAGGUUAUUGACUAUAUCACAAGAGUUUAUAAUAUUAGUCAUGUCACUAUACAGAUAGAGCGCUAGACGCUAGUUCUCUCUAUCAUAAUAAUUUUUCUAGUAAUCUUUAUAGAUAUGAUUGUACUCGUGGGAAACAGAAAGAGAGUACCUAGAUACCUGCCAUGGUAUUCUGUUUUGGAGUUUGUACUUGUCAAAAUUUGUGUUACGGCAGUGUCAUGGGACCACUCUUUGAAAGUUAAUGCAAAAUUGGUACGUACUUGGAGUGUCACGGACUUACAGUCCAUGUGUAGUCAAAAAUGUAAAUUCACCUAUGGGUAAAUAAGUGAUCACAGAAGAGUAACUUAUUUCUGUCUAUUC